AGGAGGGGGUGGAGCGGGAGGGGGUAACCGCUUUCUUCCUGAGUAGAAAAACGUCCCCCCCGCUCCGUGCCCCGGGGCUGCUCGGCAGGCUGCCGAGGCAGGAGCUGCGGGGCUGUGCCGAGUAGGGACCGCCAGCAGAAAGUGCUCGUCCCCGCCCCGUCGUGUUGCCCCGUCCCGUCCCUCCGCAGGGCGCUGCGGGCCCAGAGGCUCUUCUCGGCGGCGCUGCGGGUGCCGGCGGGGCGCGGGUCGGGCCCCGCGUACUGGAGGUGCUUUGAUCCGUGCCCCACUCCCGCAGCAGCACCGGAGCCGUCCGCAGGCGCUGAGUGGAGCCUCACAGACGUGCCCGUGUGAGAGAAUAAAUGGUGUUCUCUACUGUUUUGUUUCUGCUGGCAGUGGAGUUGAAAUCAUGGCAAAUGCUUUUUCAGUCUAGGACUGAGUGACAACCCUUCAAAGCAUAUGGUAUACUAACAUCUUCUUCUGCGGGAUAUUUCAAAGAUGAUUUGGCUCCCACUGGGAGUUGGAGAUCUGAUGCCACAAUGAGGACUCACACCCGGGGAGCCCCAAGUGUGUUUUUCAUACACGUGAUGUGCUUCGCCUUUGCUUGUGGCACCAGAGAGGACGUGGAUGCCAUGGUUCCUUUUGUUAAUGCCAACUACGACAGCUAUCCCAUGCUCUACUUUUCCAAGGGUGACGUGGAGGGUCUGCGCCUCCAGGCAGCAACCACUCACCGACACAUCACAGCUCGGCUGAUGGAGGCAGUGCAGACAAUGCUGUCAAACCCCCUGGAGUACCUCCCGCCAUGGGAUCCGAAGGAGUUCAGCGCUCGGUGGAACGAGAUUUAUGGCAACAACCUGGGGGCCUUGGCAAUGUUCUGUGUUCUCUAUCCUGACAACACUGAAGCCAUUGGCAUGGCUAAGGAUUACAUGGAGAGGAUGGCAGCUCAGCCUAGUUGGCUAGUGAAGGAUGCCCCUUGGGAUGAGGUCCCUCUGGCCCACUCCUUAGUUGGCUUUGCCACAGCUUAUGACUUCUUGUACAGCUAUCUUAGCAAGACUCAACAAGAGAGAUUUCUUGAGGUAAUUGCUAAUGCUUCAGGAUACAUGUACGAAACAUCAUACAGACGAGGAUGGGGUUUCCAGUACCUCCAUAACCACCAGCCUACCAACUGUGUGGCCCUGCUGGCUGGAAGCCUGGUUCUGAUGAAUCAAGGCUACCUUCAGGAAGCUUACUUAUGGACCAAGCAAGUAUUGGCAAUCAUGGAAAAAUCAGUAGUCCUGCUGCAGGAGGUCACAGAUGGCUCCCUCUAUGAAGGGGUGGCUUAUGGCAGCUACACAACCAGGUCACUGUUUCAGUACAUGUUUCUUGUCCAAAGGCACUUUGAUAUCAAUCACUUCAACCACCCUUGGCUCAAGCAGCACUUUGCAUUUAUGUACAGGACUGUCCUGCCAGGGUUUCAAAGGACUGUGGCCAUCGCAGACUCCAACUACAACUGGUUCUAUGGGCCAGAGAGCCAGCUGGUGUUUCUUGACAAAUUCGUCAUGCGCAAUGGCAGCGGGAACUGGUUGGCAGACCAGAUCAGGAGGAACCGGGUGGUGGAGGGCCCGGGGACUCCAUCCAAAGGGCAGAGGUGGUGCACUCUCCACACUGAAUUUCUCUGGUAUGAUGCAAGUUUGCGCUCCAUUCCUCCGCCAGACUUUGGGGUUCCAAAGCUGCAUUAUUUUGAGGACUGGGGAGUGGUAACCUAUGGAAGUGCUUUGCCAGCUGAAAUCAACAGGCCUUUCCUUUCUUUCAAGUCAGGAAAGCUGGGAGGACGUGCAAUAUAUGAUAUUGUUCAUAAGAACAAGUACAAAGAGUGGAUCAAGGGAUGGAGGAACUUUAACGCUGGCCAUGAACACCCAGACCAGAACUCCUUUACUUUUGCUCCCAAUGGUGUACCUUUCAUUACAGAAGCUCUAUAUGGGCCAAAAUAUACUUUUUUUAAUAAUGUAUUGAUGUUUUCCCCCGCUGUGUCCAAAAGCUGCUUCUCCCCAUGGGAAGGGCAGAUUACAGAGGACUGUUCUUCAAAAUGGCUUAAAUAUAAACAUGAUUUGGCUGGUGACUGUCAGGGACGAGUGGUUGCUGCCAUGGAGAGAAGUGGGGUGGUUUUUAUCAGGGGAGAAGGAGUGGGGGCAUACAAUCCUAAACUGAAGCUGAGAAAAUUGCAGAGAAACCUCAUACUUCUUCAUCCUCAACUUUUGUUGCUGGUGGACCAAAUCCACUUAGAAGAUGACAGCCCUCUGGAGGCAGCAACCAGUUUCUUCCACAAUGUGGAUGUGCCUUUUGAAGAAACAGUUGUUGAUGAAAUCCAUGGGGCAUUCAUUAGACAUCGUGAUGGAAUAUAUAAGAUGUACUGGAUGGAUGACACUGGCCACAGCGAGAAAGCUACCAUUGCCUCAAGAAUGUAUCCCCGGGGCUACCCUUACAAUGGAACAAACUAUGUGAAUGUAACAACCCUCCUGCGGCACCCCAUCACCAGAGCCAUUUACUUGUUCAUUGGGCCCUCCAUCGAUGUGCACAGCUUUACUGUCCGUGCAGACUCUCGGCAGCUGGAUGUUUUUGUCACCACCAAUGAGCACUCCUAUGUGGCUUACCUGUGGACGGUGGAGGACGGGCCUCGUUCUGCCUUUGCACAGGUUACUGCAGGUCGUCAGAAAAUUGUCUUUGACCGAACAUCUGCCAUUAGGAACUUUGCAGUGCCAGAAGUGAAGGACUACAUGGGGAUUGUGGAGAGGAACCUGCAGCAUUUUAAGCCUGUUUUCCAGCAGCUUGAGAAGCAGAUCUUGUCUCGUGUACGAAACACAGCUAGCUUUAGGAAGACUGCUGAACGCCUGUUGAGGUUUUCAGAUAAGAGACAGACAGAAGAGGCCAUUGAUAGAAUAUUUGCAAUCUCACAGAGGCAGCAGCAGCAGCGUGGAAGAGCAAAGAAAAAUAGAAAAAUAUCCAAAGGUUACAAAUUUGUUGAUGCUGUUCCUGACAUUUUUGCACAAAUUGAGGUAAAUGAAAGAAAAGUGCGACAGAAGGCACAGACUCAAGCACAAAAAGAGUUGCCUGUUGAUGAAGAUGAGGAAAUGAAAGAUCUUUUGGAUUUUGCAGAUAUCACUUAUGUGAAGCACAAAACUGGAGUUUCAAUCAAGGGCCGAUCAGGGUUGGCACAGAUGGUGGCAACCACUCGAAGUAGUGCCCCAUCAAUAUCAGCUUCUUAUACCCGACUCUUUCUAAUUCUCAACAUUGCUAUUUUUUUUGUCAUGUUAGCAAUGCAGCUCACGUACUUUCAGAAGGCCAAGAGACUGCAUGGCCAAAGAUGUCUGUAUGCAAUACUUUUAGUAGAUAGCUGUAUUUUAUUGUGGCUGUAUUCUUCCUGUUCUCAGUCACAAUGUUAGCAGAAGACCUCUACUAGUCGACCAAUUUAUGGUCAUAUAUAUCUAUGCAAAAGCAUUAACCCUAAUAGGGCCAAAGUUUGUGUUCUUUUCUUUCUGAAACAUUCCAAAAACAGCUAGGAAAAUAUUGGUUUCAGGCCAGAAAGGACUGACAAAUUAGGCAGGCAAUGAAUUUCUCAGAAAAUUAAGUACUUAGUAAGUACUCCUCCUUAGAGUUUUGAGUUGGGCCUCACAUCUGAGGGAACAUUAUGCUUUGUUCUUCAGACUUCAGUGAUACAAAGCUGUAAUUAAUUUUUUGGUGAGAAGAGCCCUCUUAAGAUAUAUGUUUCUAAGGGCUUUUUUUAAAAAUAUGGAAUUGGAUUUGCAUUUAGUGACUUUUCAUUUCUAGGCUGCUGUGAAUGCUUGUGGACAUUCUCUUAAGGAAAAACUAUUCAAUCUCAAGUAUGCAGAGAAGAUCGUAUCAGCAGAUGCUUUUUUUCUCUGCCAAACCAAAGAAUAUUUAAUUGUGGGACACUCCUGUAUAAUUAUUUCAGACACUUCCAUCAUGUCAUCUCUUCCAUGCUUUACAGUCUGGCACAGCUGGAGAUGGCAAUCCUGUCAGUACUUACCAAUGAGCAGCACAAUGUUUAGUAGGCAGCAGCAGAAGGAAGAGAAUAAGGAGCUGCUUCAAAGUACAGAGGAAGACAAUUCUCAGGAAAAUAAUAAACAAAAUCUUUUUCAGUCAAGAGUAGACUGUGGAAAGAUGAAUAUUGUGGGGUCUGUUCUCGAUUUUUACAAGGCAGGGUUUCACAAAAGUUUUCUAUAGUUUAAAGUGCAUCUUAGUAGAGAAAUAAUGUUCUUCAGCAUGCACUUGUAAAAAUACAAAAACCAAAGCAAUCCUGUGGUAACCUCAAUAAUUGCUAAUAGGGGGAAAAAAUGGUAUUAUGGAAGUAUUUUGUGUCUUUUCCUUCUUUUCACAAGGCUAGAAGCAGAGGACAGUUAAAAUUAUGUGAAAAAUCUGUUCUCUAUAAAGCACCAGGAAGGGUUCUGCAAGCUCAUGUUGGCCCCUGGAUCAGUAGAAAAUAGUGGAAAAUGGAAUCAUGUGGUUUACAGCAAAAAUAAGUUUGACAUCUCCACGUAUGUCUCCUUCUGUUCAUUAAACUGAUUUUAAGAAAUCACAGCUAUUUGAGAGAAUUGAAACUCUAUGGAAUCGGGGCAUAUCUGUAUGUCUUUACAGAAAAAUAAUUUUUCCAGUACAUUUGUUAAAUAAAAAUAUAAUUUUCUCCAAGGGAAAAAAGAUGUUUCUCUUUGAUCAGAAUAUUUUUCUUAUUAAUUGCAGUAAUAAUGUUAAUCAGCGCUUUGUUCAAACCAUAAAACUUUGCUUCCUUUUCCUUACACCCAUUUAGAUAUGUUAUCUACACUGCUAUUUUUAAGCCUUCUGGAGACUAUGCAUUGAAAUAUGCUGAGCUUUUCUUGUCUAAACCUUUUUACUGAACAGAUCAGAAUAUUUUCAUUAUUAUAUUCCAGAUAGUGAGCCAUAUCUGCACCGUGUUCACAUGCAGAAGCACUGCUACAAUCUUUGAUGCCUGGAUUUAGCCGAUAAAAUUUGACAUGUUUAGUCUAGGAAAAGGAAGCUGACUGGUUGCAUGAUGUUACUUACAGUGUAAGUAUGUCUAGAUUGUGAAUAGCUGUGUGUCACUAGACAUUUCCUUUUUGUCUUUGCACAGGAAUAACAGGUAUGUAUGGAGAAAUAGCUGUUGGUUAUUUUCUUUUUUUAGUAUUAGAUACUUGUAUAUCUGUGUCCUCUUUGGAGAUGGUUGAACCUUUAGAAAAAUGAAGAUCUGUGAUGACUGUGAGCCUUUACUAGACUAACGUAAUCAGUGGCAUUUAUAUAGAUCUUUCACUACAAUUGACAACUGUGUAUGUUUUCCCUCAGCCAGGUCACCAUUGCUUUGCUGGACAGUCAGAAAGGUAAACUCUCAUCACUCUAGUCCAAAAAGCUUUUGAGAAGUGCCUGCAUUUCUUGUCUGGCUCUGUACAGUGUGCCAUCCGAAUUCUAGUACAGGAUUAGUAUGUGUGUCCAAUGAAACUACAGAAUUAUGGAAAAUAAGAUAUGGUUGUGGACAUUACCUCUUGUUUGCAUUAUGCUUCUCUGCACCAUUGUAUCAAUGAGAAGACAAAAAGGUGGAUAGAAGAGAUCUCUGUGCUCAGAGCCAGGUCUUACAGCAGCUUGUACAGCCAACUAGCAUUUAAAUGUGGAAUGAGUGUACAUGCAGUGAUGGAGUGAAGGGAAAUGAAAGUAGUCUCAUGUACUUUUUUACUUAUUGUUUUCUAAACUGACACCUUUAAAGAAGUCCUUCUUUAAUGUUUGUUCAAGUUUUGUUUCAAUUUCUUGCUUCCAUUCUUCUUCCCCCUUCAUCUUUCUCUCAGUCCUUAGCAAAGUUUAUCACAGAAUCACAAAAUUGCAAGGGUUGGAAGGACCUUCAGAAAGCAUUGAGUCCAGUGCCUCUGCAAGCAAGUCCCCUACAGCAGGCUGCAUGGGUUGGUGUCCAUGCAAGUCUUGAAUAUCUCCAGAGAAGGAGAAUCCACAACCUGUGGCAGUGUGUUCCAGUGCUCUGUCACCCUUAUGAGUUCCUUCACAUAUUGGUGUGGAACUUCCAGUGCUCAAGUUUAUGGCCAUUUCCCUUUGUCCUGUCCCCACAGACUGCUAAACAUAAGUUGGUCAUGUCUGUCUAACUCCCACACUUAAGAUAUUUAUAAACAUUAAUAAGGUCAUGUCUGACUUGUCUUCUCUCCAGGCUGAACAGACCCAGUAUGCUCAGAAAGGCUCUCCUCACAGGGGAGAUGCUUGAGGCCCUUUAUCAUCCUCAUGGCCCUCUGUUGGACUUUUUCCAGGAGAUCUCUGUCUUUUUGUACUGGGGAGCCCAGAACUGGAUACAGUACUCCAGGUGAGGCCUUACCAGGGCAAAGUAAAGGGGGAAGAUCAGGUUCACACUAGUCACGCUACAAAGCGUUUCUGGCCUGUACCUCUGAUCCCAUUCUUAGUCUGCCUCUUUUUGCUUUCUUAAAAUGUUCAUGUUCUGCAUCUCUGGCCACAGGAAAAUAUGGUUAUUCUACAAGUGGCUUCUCUCAGCUUCGGUUCAGAACUUGAUUUUUUGUCAUGCAAAUUUGUUUUAGGGAUACAGUCUAAAUUAACCUGGACUUAGUUCAAUGCAUUCUGAGCAGUCAUUGGAAAUUCAUCUCACUGGUAGUUGUGUGAAUCUUUAAGUGUAGAAUCUGGUUCUUAGAUUUGUAAGUUAUUUCAGAUUAUCUAAAAACUGGAUGUUUAUGUUAUAUACAUCAUUGUGACUAAGGGAAGCAAAGGGAAUGGAGCACAUUACCUCAUUUCUUAAAUCUUUGAAGAUUAGAGUUGAUUCUUAAGUAUUCUAUCUCUGAAAUGUAUCAAAUUAUUCUGUUACCUAUGUACUUUCCAAUGAUUAAUUUUUUUCUUAGUCUUUGAAAGUAUAUAUUGUCUGGAAAACAGAUUUUUGCACCAGGCCAUUACAAGCAUAUUUAUUGGGUCUGUUAAAGUCUUACUUUGGACCAUAUACACUACUGUCUAACAUUAAUCCUUUUGAUCUGGCUACUCUUUUAGAAUUCAGAAGGAUAAUGUUAAGCUGUAAAGUUAGACUCAGCUAGUGGAGACCAGAUUUUAUUUCCUGUCCUUUCUUGGUUGUUGACUCCAGAAGUCUGCACCAGGAGGCCUAUGUCAUCCAGCGCUGGAUGUAUCCAUAAGGUCCUCAGCACUCAACCUGUUUCCUAAACCAGUUCAACCUUGAAAUAAAGCACUUCAAAUAAUAUAAAAACUAACAUCAGCUAACAUCAGUUUUUCUCCUGAUAAUAACUAAUAAAUAUGAGUGAUUAAUUUAACUCCAUACUUCCCUGGUUUGCUACUCUAAUGAACAGCAAAACAAUUAAUUUCAUUAGAAUUCAGAUUUCAUCUUCGGUUUUCAAUGAAUCUGAAUAUAACUGCAGUAGCCACAAGAUACUAAGGAGAGUGUGAAUCCAUACAGGCAAGACCAUAUCCUCCCUCCUUUAAUUCACAUUAAUAAAACUAUCAAGGAAGCAAUGUAAAUCAACCUCUAGCUUCUGCGGUAAUGGAAUUAUGCAGGUAAUUUCCAUGGGUGUGAUCACUCAUAUCUCCAAAAGGCAGAAGAAAAAGCAGGAGGAGAUGCUGUUGUCAGGUACAUAUGUAUGCUCUCUACAUGAAUGUCUGCAGCACAUACUAGAAUUAUUGUGGGAAUCCCCUUUAUACUGUUGGACAAACAUCUCUUUGGCCUUGAUGCUGAGAAAGCUGUAUUUUUCUCAACUGUUCUCAGAUGAGUUCUAACUUGUUUUGGUGUAAGGUCACUUCAAACCUCUUCAGCUCAUUGUCUAACUCAGGGCAUCCUGAUACAUGGCCUUAUCUAUCUGGGCUAUAGAUAUUCCCCAGUCACAGAAAGAAAAACACUGUAGGGUCUCUAGGUAAGACAGCCACGAGGAAUGGUCUGUCACCACCACCUGGGUGGCUGGUAGCCUACUGUGUCUGCUUGUGAGAGACCCUCAGCAAAGACAUUGGUCCAGCAGGGUUUCUGCGACUCAUCACAGUGGUGACAGUCUACAUCCACGUUCCCUCUCUAAGAAUCUCUUUGACAGGUGUGCAGGCAGCAGUGUAUUUGUAUCUGUGUGCAUAGCAUAUAGGCAGUGGAUUGGUACCUGUGGCAUGUGUCUACCCUACUAUGCAUGAGUUGUAUCACAUUCAGUCAUUUGACAGGACAGAGCCCAGUAUGGAUGUACUCUAAGACAGACAGUAUGUCCCACCCCAAUAGUGAAGUUGUGCAUUGCCACCUAAGCGGAUGCCAGUUACUUUUUCUUCAUCUAUCUAUUGUAGGCAAUAAAUUGUAGCAUGACCAUAUGACUCUGUAAAGACAGAAACUCCCAAACCACAAUGAGUUCACUGGUUUGACUCCUGCCUGACCCUGGAACAAUGGAAAGGAAGGCUGCCCCUGCUUUGACCUCACAGCCUGAAUCCUCUUGAUUUCUGUAGUCAAGUUGGCUGUAGGGGAGUGACCUUCCCCUUUCAUGCUCCCUUGAAGGUGCACACUUCCUUUAACUGCCUGUCUCCUGUGAUAGCGUAAAAGUUCUUCCAGCAGAUGGCAUUGCCAACUAAAAAAGAGCAUUACUUUGGUUCAAGUGGUUAAUGAAAAAUCCUGUGUUAAAGUCAGAGUGAGUCUUUUUGCUGAAGAGCAAAAAGGACCUGCAGCUGCUUUUCCCCUCUACACCCCAUCCCAAACUCUCUGUCCCACCAACAGAGAUGUGUUUACUAAAAGAUCUGCUAUUCAUCCCUCCUACAUUGCAUCAGCCUCUUCAUUUUUUCUGUCCCUAGAGGGAAUUAGAUCUGAAGCACUAAAACCAGAUUAUGUGGUAACAAACCAUGCUUGUUGCUGUGAGUACCAGAAAAACAAUUACGAAAAUUAUGACUUAGUUAUUCUGAGGUCUUUGUACUUCAGAGAACCAAAAUGGAGCAAGAAAGAAAUAUAUGCACGAAUGAGGUACAAUAUAUGCAAGAAUGACAUUUGACUACAGUCAAACAAAAGUCCACGUCAAGUAAGGAAGUCUUGAACCAUGCUUACUCCUGUCUCCUGAUGAAAUUCAUUCAGCUCUGUUUCAAAGCCUCCUCUCUUUGUUCUCUGAUUCUUCCCCAGAAAUGAAAACACAAGUCUUCCACAGAGUUACAGUUUCUCAGAUGUGAAUUCCCCCAUGACUGUCACCUUCUAUCAUGAUGUCUUAUAUGCAUAUGCCUCUGGUAAGCAAUCCUUGGCAGAAAUUUGAAUGAAACCUCCAUUCCAAGGAAACCAAAGAAAGGAUUUAUUCUUGAUGACAGAGAUUUUAUCCAUAUUGCAAGAUUUCUGUCUCCUAUUUUUUAUAUCAGGUUCUAAUUGGUUCUAAAUUAAUGUUAGAGUUGCUGGCUCACAAUUUUUCAGAGUUUUCUAGCACUUUUUUCCAUAUGAAUAGCUGGUUUGCUAGUAAUCUGAAUUUAUUAAGAAAUUACUUGCUUCCCUUAAAGGGAAGAUCAAAUGCUCGCUUCGUGGAAACAGAAGUGGUAGUUCCUCUGUGUAUUCUAAAGGCCAGAUGAGCCUGUUAAACAGUUGUUUUCUGCCUUAUGAAAGAUACAUAGCAAUUUCUCAACCCAAAAUGUAAAAUGCAUCUUGCUUUUCAGAUGAAUGGAAAACUACCUUUUCAUCCAGAAAGAACCCCAGAUGUUUAACAGUAAGCUAAUAGUAAUUUUCUCAUGGUUAAUUCACAGCCCUGCACUUCCACGUGUCAUUCAAUAGUGAUAUUCUUUCAGAUUCGCUCAGUAUUCACUCUAGAAAAUACUCUAAAUUUCCCAGAACUCCCCUGUUGCUGGGAUGUAGAUUUUUGUAGAUUCUUCUAGACCAGGAGGUUUAAGUCUGCUUAGAAUGGAGAUGCCAUUGGGGUGAAGCUGCAUAAUCACAGAAAAACAAACAAACAGACAAACAAAAAAACAAACCCUGGUCUGACUCCUUGAAUUUCUCUUUCUUUUUUUUUUUAAUCCCAUUCAUCCAGGGGUUGCUGCUUAUGUCCGAGAAUGGACACAUUUUUUCCAGAGUUCAAAAAAAGUUGAAAUGUCUCCUGAUGUACCAGAAAACCAGACUGUAUUUCCCUUGGGAGCAAAACCACUCGUCUGUCUACAAAGUUGUCAUUCUUUGACCAAAGAUUUGUUAAUACUCAAAUCCACUUGAAGUGGAGGGCUGUCACUUCUUUCCAAAAGCAAAAGAUUCAAAGACUUGAUUCCACUUGCCCCUGACGUGUGCAUACAGCAAUCUUGAAUAAAUGUAUGGCUAAAGGCCACAUCACCUCCCCCAUUUCUGUUAUACUUGAGAAACGUGAGAAGUUUCUCAUGGCUUCAAGCAGUUUUAGAUAACACAGACCCGCAGACUUUCCCUUGUAGAUUGUACCUGAAGUUCAGAUCUGUGCAGAGAGACAGAAUUGGUGCAAUUUAAUUUUUUUUAGUUCUGUGUUGAAUCCACAGAACUGAAAUAGUCGAACAGUAAGUUGCCCUAUAGACCAAGAGGAAUUCAUUAAGUUUCUUUUUGUCAUUUAUAAUGUUCUCACUUGACUUCAUGCAGAGAAGUCUCUAAAUGUAACAGCAUAACUAAGACAGACAGCUACAUGUGGGAAGCUUUGAAAGGGAUAAGGUCUCAGCUCUUACACUGCCUCCCUGUUAGAAAAAUGUCUCCUUGGGUAUCAAAAUUCAGACAGCUAAGAAGUCCAAGUUGGGAAACUGUAAAGAGCAGCAUAUCACCAUGCACUGAAGAAUCAACUAAUUAAAUUAGAUAGAAUGGUUAAUUUGUUCAAGUUUUAAAAAGUGGAGAAGAAUUAAUGGAGUGAAAAGGUGCAGAACAUAUUUUCUAGCAUAUAAACAGAAAGCAUUAGGACACAGACAUAGGAGGAUAGCAUCAAAUCUAAGCUAUUUGACAAUCAACACAGCAAAAUGUGGUGUCAUAAUGUGAAGAUAGCCACAUUCUUCUGCAUUCCCAUAUAUUAUAUAUAUGUAUGUGUGUGUGUAUAAAAAUAGAAGCCAUUGCACCAGCUUUCUCCUGCUGUUAUUCCCUGCUGCUUUUCACACCAGCAGUUCACAUAGGUUCCUUUCUGGAUAGCUGGCUUCGUGUAAACAAAUGGCCUACAGCCAUCAGAGGGUUUUACUGCUCAACCUAUAUUCACCUACAAUCUACAUGUGCUGUAAGGAAGUCUGCAUGGUUCUUUAAGCACUGGCUGUGAUCUGUGGCAUAUUUGCAGAGCUUAUAAGAAAAUAUGUAAUAUUUUCGUAGGAUUAGAAAGGAACAAGUUGUCAGGUUUUAUGAAGAAAUCAAGAAGUGCUGAUGAGGCAGAUAAAAGAAUUAAUACAUCUGUAGUCAGGUAAUUCACCCUGAGAAGCCAAUUAGUAACUUCCAAGAAAGCAAAGCUCGGUCUUUUUCCUCUAGUAUGUCGAAUGAUAUGGCAUAAAACUUCUUUUAUAAUUAUGAACACAUUAAAUCUGAAACAUCUCUGUAAUGUCACAUUGAGCACCAGAUUUCACCUGCAGAGCCUCCUUCAGAGCUGUGCUUCGUUUUGGUGUCCCUGUUCCUUUCUACCCAUUAAAAUUGCUUUUCAUUCUAAACGUAAUAAAUGCAAUGUCUUAAAAUACCAGAGUAAUGUACCCCAGUACAUGCAAGCCACGCAGUGCUACUUCUCCGCCUACUGCUCUUCUAAGUAUUAGUGCUACUAAUGAUUUACGUGGUGCUACUGGGAUGUGUGACACUUCACAAACAUGUAGGGCUGGUUCAAUCAUAAAGCCAGAAUAACUUUCUUCGUUUCACAAACUGAGGUAAUGGGCCUCUGGGGGAGGUCCGUCCACCUGGAGGGGAGGUGUGGGGCUGUGUGCAGACAAAGAUCCCACCAGUAAAGAUUUAAUUUCACCAGAAAAGCGACAAAAAGCAUUACAAGAAUUUUCCUAGGAUAAAAGGAAUUUUCUGUCUUUUUUAAUUGGGCACCAAGAAUAUAGCUUACAAAUCUUUAACCUGAAGAAACAAGUACAGUUGUUAUAAAAAUGAAACCCAUUGGCAACACUGUAGAGCUCAAGCUCUAUUCUAUCCAUGGCUUUUGGGUUAAUAAAGUGAAGAUGAAUUUGGGCUUGGUAAGAUUAAUGACAGAAAUUUAAGAUACAAUGAACUUUCAUAGAAGCAGCUAGAAAAAGAAUGAUUUGUCAAAAAAUGAGGUAACAUAAAACAAGAUCCUCUCAAUAUUUACUGACAAAUGCUGCAGUGAAGAUAUAUACAUACAUCCUGCAUUCAAGAGCAGCAUCACACACUCAGUAUAACAGCAAAACUACUUGGACUACAGCUAUUUCCUCCCAGAAAGUAUGUGAGAUUCACUCAGCUGCAAAAGGAGGAAUAGAAUUUAAAACAUUAAAGAGAAACUUGUUGAAACUUUGAACAAACUGAUUUGCUUUGAGCUGAUUUUUUCAUUUCAAUAAAGCAUACUUCAAAAUGAAAGGAUAUUUCAACUAACAAAAUCGCCUUUUUAUUUUAUUUUUAUAUCUCUCUGUUUUUACAGUGACAUUGUCUUUAUCCCAUUUGGUAGGCAUGAAAUUUAAUGCCAAUAAAUGCAAAAACGCCAAUUAAA
Molecule: messenger RNA, 12596 nt
Organism: Coturnix japonica (Japanese quail)
Lineage: Eukaryota; Metazoa; Chordata; Aves; Galliformes; Phasianidae
Gene: DSE
Product: dermatan sulfate epimerase
Molecular function (GO): chondroitin-glucuronate 5-epimerase activity
Source: RefSeq, a predicted model, not a curated record